Beta vulgaris subsp. vulgaris (sugar beet) is the source of this 3235-nucleotide messenger RNA. Its product is annotated as 7-deoxyloganetic acid glucosyltransferase. Gene Ontology annotation, molecular function: UDP-glycosyltransferase activity. The transcript is spliced from 2 exons. The record is from RefSeq and is a predicted model, not a curated record. Bases 78 to 1541 code for a protein of 487 amino acids. NCBI's taxonomy places the organism in Eukaryota, Viridiplantae, Streptophyta, Magnoliopsida, Caryophyllales, Amaranthaceae.
UUGGUUCCUCAGCUAUAUGCCUGUACAUAACCUCAUAAACCCAAUCUCUUUUCUAAGACUAAAUUUUGAUAGCAAAAAUGGAACACCAAUCUUCUACACCUCAUGUGCUCAUCUUUCCACUUCCAAUACAAGGCCACAUAACUCCAAUGUUAAACUUAGCUGAACUUCUUUGCCUUGCUAAUCUUAAAGUAACCUUCCUUAAUACUACCCAAAACCACAAACUUCUAACCCGAAACACAAACAUUGAAGCCCGUUUCGCCCGCUACCCUGGCUUCGUGUUCAGCAUAGUACCUGACGGGCUAGCUGAUGAACACCCACGAGCUGGUGUGAGCAAGUUCAAGGACUGGUCGAGUGAGUUGGUGGAGAAGUUAGCAUUAAGUGGUGAGCCCCUUUUGAGAGAGAUGUUGGUAGGAUCAACAGGAAUAGAUAAAGUUACAUGUUUGAUAAUUGAUGGGUGGAUAAGCUUUGCUAAUGAAGUAGCAAAUGAAGUUGAGGUACCAGUGAUUGCAUUUAGGUGUUCUAGUCCAUGCUACAUGUGGACUUAUUUCUGUAUUCCAAAGCUCAUUCAAGCUGGAGAUAUACCCUUCAAAGAUGAAGCAAUGGAUGAGUUAGUAAAGAGUUCGCCAGGAAUGGAUAGCUUCCUUCGUUACCGUGAUCUCCCCAGCUUCUGCCGGAACCAAGACACAUCCUCGUGCCAAGACCUCCUACAUUUGUUCAAUGGCGAAAUACAACGAAACAAGCAAGCACACGCAUUCAUUCUCAACACAUUUGAGGAUCUGGAGGAUCCUACACUUUCUCUCAUUCGUUCCGAAUGCUCGAAAGUUUACUCCUUAGGACCACUACAUGCUCACCUCAAAUACAAACUCAGCCAAAAGGAAACAACAUUGUGCAACAAUUCCUCUAGUAACUUAUGGGAAGUUGAUCAAAGUUGCAUAUCAUGGUUGGAUCAAAAGCCUAACAAAUCUGUUGUUUAUGUAAGUUUUGGGAGCUUAACUAUCCUCACAAAGGACCAACUUAGAGAAUUUUGGGCAGGACUAGUGCAUAGUAAGAAGUAUUUCCUAUGGGUUAUAAGGCCUAAUCUCAUUAUAGGAAGUGAACUUGAUAAUCCAACCCCAGAUGACCUCUUGGAGGGAACCAAGAAGAGAGGAUGCUUAGUGAAAUGGGCACCACAGCAAGAGGUCUUAGCCCAUCGCGCUAUUGGUGGGUUCUUGACUCAUAGUGGAUGGAACUCGACACUCGAGAGCAUAGUAGCUGGGGUGCCAAUGCUUUGUUGGCCUUACUUUGCUGAUCAACAAGUGAACAGCAGGUUUGUUAGUGAAGUAUGGAGAAUUGGGUUGGAUAUGAAGGAUGUAUGUGAUAGAACUAUAGUGGAGAAGAUGAUAAAUGAUCUAAUGGAUGUGAAGAAAGAUGAGCUGCAAAGAUCAAUGGACAAAAUUUCACAACUAGCAAAGACAAGUAUCUCGGAAGGAGGAUCCUCAUAUUCGAAUUUUAACCAAUUAAUCGAGGAUAUUAAAGCAAUGUCUAAGAAAGGGGAGCAUUAGAUACAAUCACUGGAACCUUAGGAAAGUAGAUGAUUAUGUAUAAACUUCCUCUGUUUUUUCUUUGUUUUUUUUUUAAUUAAAUCACUUGAGCGCAAGAUGGUUAAACAUUAUGAAAGAGUAUAAAACCAUUCUUGGGGUCUCAACCAUCAUCUUAAGUUCUUGAUUGAAUUGAUCCUUUAACAUGGUAUCAGAAAAAAAAAACAUGGUAUCAGAGACAGCGUGAUAUAAAGAUCACAGGUUCAAACUCAUCCACCCUGCUGCAUCCACGGGAAUACUCAUUUCAUAUCUUCUUCUCAUUCUCAUGCUGAUCACCACCUUUCCUUUUCAAUGUUGAAGCGAGGGAAGCCUUUUCUUUACAAGGUUUAUAUACUUGGCCAGGCAAACCCUUCGUCGAAGAAGUACAUCUGGUAGACAAAAGGGCUUUCAAUCCCAGUGGACUCUCGUAUGACAGAUCGUGAUAAAGUAUAAAACUAUCAUAUAACUCCGACCAUCGGUUUAAGUUUUUGGUUUAUUUGCUCAUUUUGAUACGUUAUAUAAUUUGAUUUAAAUUUUACUCAAAUUUGUAUACACUCGGCUACACAAGUUUUUUUUUCUUUUCAUGUGUAUCAUACGAUCAUAUUUUUCUAAAUUGUUAAAUGUAAAAAUAUUCAACUUCAAACAUGAGUUAAGAUUUUAUUUUAAUAUAUCAAAGUGUACGGUGUCGUGGCACAUACGGGUCGAACUCAGGAAGGUGCAAGAUUAAACAUUACUUGAUUCUAGAUUAUAAAAUAAUUACACAAUUCAGAAAUGGAGAAUAGUCUAAAAACUAAGGCUAAACUAAUGACAACAUAUGACAACUAUGUGAAUAUGAUAAUUAAAACACUAAGAUCAACCAUCACCACUAAUAUGGAUUGAUCAAACCAUAACUCGCUUCCCAAUUAUUCCAUUAUGACUUUGGUGAGUAUGAUAUUCCCUUAUGACUUAGCAAUAAGCACAGUUGCGAACCGAAACUAAAUCCUAAAUCAUUCAUUAAUACCUAAAGUUCACUUUCAUGAUAACAAAAAGGCCUAACCAACAUGUAUAUCUCCCAUUUUCAUGGCUUACAUACACAAUUAGAAGCAUUAAGAGCCGAUGUCAAUUAAAACCCAAUUUCAAUCCUCACCUAUUUUCGUGGAAGAAUUUGAAUUAAUGACAAGAUGAUCCGAACUAAGACUAAACUUUCGUUGAUGAAUUCAGUUGGUAGAAUAACAAUUUAGUAAGCAAGCAUAUAUAAUCCUAAUCUCUACUCCAACUUUCAUUGACAAUACAAGCUAGGGCUAAAAUAAGAUGCAAAAUUGACCACAAUAACAACCUUGUCAAACCCUAAGCCUAUAAUUCAAUAAAAUGGGAAUUAGAGUAACAAUUUACAUGAUCAAUCAAUAAUAGGGCUCAACUUAACCUUGAUAGAAAAACUACUCACUAAUCAUGGCAUUGAAAACAAUAAGUAUAAUUAAAGACCUGAUUGAAAAGAUCAAAGGGAGAGGAAAUAGUAAAACUCAUUGAUAGCGCUUGAAUCGUAGAAGAAUCCCAAACACUUGAUCAAAUUAAUCUUCAAACUCAAGUGUUUGUAUAGAAAACUGAAAUUAGGGCUAAACUCUAAUAAUAACAUGCAUAACUGAAUAGGAAGAAACAUCCCCUAUUUAUAUUUUCCGGAAAAAAAAAACUAAAAACAAAAA